Messenger RNA from Neofelis nebulosa (Clouded leopard), 5526 nucleotides. It is a transcript of the gene ACER2, whose product is annotated as alkaline ceramidase 2. Gene Ontology annotation, molecular function: hydrolase activity, acting on carbon-nitrogen (but not peptide) bonds, in linear amides. Lineage: Eukaryota; Metazoa; Chordata; Mammalia; Carnivora; Felidae. The record is from RefSeq and is a predicted model, not a curated record. The coding region runs from base 135 to 962 and encodes 275 amino acids. Gene Ontology annotation, cellular component: membrane. Gene Ontology annotation, biological process: ceramide metabolic process. The transcript has 6 exons.
GGCCGGUUGGGGAGGCGCCACAUCCGGCCGCUGACUCGUGUGUAUAAAGCCGCGGCCGCUGCAUUUGGCUUUCAACAGUAGCUCUGGGCCCUUCUCGGCUGCAGGGGCAGCUGCUCCAAUGCCCCACAGCGGCCAUGAGCGUCCCGCAUUGGUGGGACCAGCUGCGGGCUGGCAGCUCGGAGGUGGACUGGUGCGAGGACAACUACACCAUCGUGCCUGCCAUCGCCGAGUUCUACAACACGAUCAGCAAUGUCUUAUUUUUCGUCUUACCGCCCAUCUGCAUGUGCUUGUUUCGUCAGUAUGCAACAUGCUUCAACAGUGGCAUCUACCUAAUAUGGACUCUCUUAGUGGUAGUGGGAAUUGGAUCUGUCUACUUCCAUGCAACCCUAAGUUUCUUGGGUCAGAUGCUUGAUGAACUUGCAAUCCUUUGGGUUCUGAUGUGUGCUCUGGCCAUGUGGUUCCCCAGAAGGUAUCUACCAAAGAUCUUUCGGAAUGACAGGGGCAGGUUCAAGGCGGUGGUCUGUGUCCUGUCUGCGGUCACAACGUGCCUGGCGUUUGUCAAGCCCGCCAUCAACAACAUCUCUCUGAUGACCCUGGGGGUUCCUUGCACUGUGCUCCUGGUUGCAGAGCUAAGGAGGUGCGACAACGUGCGUGUAUUUAAGCUGGGCCUCUUCUCCGGCCUCUGGUGGACCCUUGCGCUCUUCUGCUGGAUCAGUGACCGAGCCUUCUGUGAGCUGUUGUCCUCCUUCCACUUCCCCUACCUGCACUGCGUGUGGCACAUCCUCAUCUGCCUCGCUGCCUACCUGGGCUGUGUAUGCUUUGCCUACUUUGAUGCAGCCUCCGAGAUCCCUGAGCAGGGCCCCGUCAUCAAGUUCUGGCCCAGCGAGAAGUGGGCCUUCAUCGGCGUGCCUUACGUGUCCCUCCUGUGUGCCAGCAAGAAAUCACCAGUCAAGAUCACGUGAUGGCAUGGCCGUGGUGGCUUGGCUUCUCUGCUUAUUUUCCCUGAUGCACGGGCUCCCUUUGCCAGCAAAGACAGCCGGGGCCUUGCAGAGUCCGGGGGAGGGCCUGUCUUUUAAAAGUUCUGUUCCCGUGGGCUCAACUAACGUGUCUGUGGCCCGCCAGGACUCUACCACGCAGUAGAGGAAGGUCUUCCCCUUUCCCAAAGAUGGAAAGUGGAGGGCUGAGGGGCACCAGGUGGAACUUCUCAGCCUCUUCCAGAUGCGGUAGUUUGUUGGGCUGUAUCCUUUCUGGCAAUGGCAGAGCAGUCCCUCGGGGAGCCCAUUUCCCAGUGGGAGAUGGGUCCAGACUCGACCAUUCCCAUGUGCUCUCCGUGUCAACUCUCCUGCUGACCGACAGGCCCUGCGACAGACUCAGACCUCUGUGUGAUGGAAGAUCCCAGGGAUUUUCAUUUGAGGAAACUGUCCUAAAACAAGACCAAGCCAAUGAAAUCCACACAGGGCUAAUGGCUAAGGAGGCAUCCAUGUAGAGCUCUCCAUAACCAGGUUUUACAUGCACUUGUGAAUCUUUUCUCUACUACCUCUGCUGAGAGAUGGGGAUUUGACUUCAGAGGAGGGUGAAGCAGACGAGAAAAACCCUCUGUGCCAAAAGCUACACUCUGCUUUAAGCCAUUCUUGAAGAUGAGCGCAAUUUUUAGAUGUGGACGUUGUUGGUCCCCUCCCCAAACCAACGGUCACACACACACACACACACACACAGGAUAGUUGUGGUGUGAGCAGUCUGCACACAGACCCCCCGCUCCUUAGUGCCGAGCUCCAUAAGGUCAGGCCUCAUGACAAUCACGGUGGGAGUCCUGCCUGGUUCAACGUCUGGAGCAGACAUGAAGUUCUGGAAACUUGUGCUGAUUGGAAGCCUUCUGGAUGCUCUUCCAUUUGGAAGUUAUCCCCCAAAAUGUCACCUCUUCUUUCUGCAAGAUUUCCUGCGGGAAUCAUACUCCAUAUUCUCCCAGUACAAGGUGCUUCCUGUGGUUUCUCCAAGGAUUUGAUAGCUGCUUUUCUCUAGAACUGUGGCUCUUUGGGUCGUUGGUGCAGCAGGCAAUGCUGUUGGCCUUCUCAGUUUUUCCUCACCUGAAGGGACACUAGCCAAAACUAACCUCUUCAUUGGGCCGAAUGAAGACUCUAAAACGGUCAUCAAGGUGUGAGGGGGAAUGCAUGACCUCAGGGAUACUCACUUUAACUCACAUCUCCCGCUUUGCAACAUUCCAUCAUGAAAGAGGGCAGGACAGACAUGUCCUUGUGUGGAUGGGAGUCCUGUCGCUAAGGAUCUAAUAAGAAUUGGGCAGGACCAGCAUGUGGCAGGUCUAGGAACUUUGGCUCCAGUUAGAAUUUGCACAGGAUCGAAGGUGAAAAGUCCAAUAAGGAACUGAAUUGAGAGUUAAAAAAUGAAGGACUUUAUUCUGCUUCUGUGGUUUUCAAGUUAUUUUUAGCAGAACCCUAUCUGCAGUAAGAAAUCAUCAAGGAACCCAAAUGUGUGAUAGAUGGUGCAUUCUAGUAGCUUAAAUUUAAGGCUAAACUUCUACAUUUCCCUUAAUAUCAUGCAGCGAAAAAUGCAAGUUAAAUUGGUGGUUUCCAUGGUAAAAAAUUUGGGAUUGAAUGAGUGUACCCUGUUUAUUAUAGCUUAAAAAUAUACUUUAAAAAUGGUAUUUAAGUAUUUGUGGGGCUUCUAGUGCACUUCUGAGACCUAGGUGGUUCAUGAACUACCUAGAAUUUUGUUUUGUUUUUUAAAUUUUUAAUGUUCAUUUUUGAGAGAAAGAGACAGAGCACAAAUGGGGGAGGGGCAGAGAGAGAGGGAGACACAGAAUCCGAAGGAAAAUCUGAGCUGUCAGCACAGAGCCCAACGUGGGGCUUGAACCCACAAACUGUGAGAUCAUGACCUGAACUGGAGUCAGAUGCUUAACCAACUGAGCCACCCAGGCGCCCUGGAACCACCUAGAGUUUUAAAACUGCUGUUCAGUCUUUUGGGUUUAAAGUCUAGAAUUUUUUCAAAGGGAAUUAGACUGUCCUCACUUCAGAUGGACUUCCCAGGUUUGGAUUCUGGUGUCAUUCAUUCUGGAGUAUAAAAAUGCUCCAAAGUAGGGGGAAGCUUUGAUUUACUUUAAGUCCAGCUGUCUUAUUGUGGAAGCAUAUAUGAGGAGAAGGGGCCGUGGGAAGUGUUUGUGCUCUAUGGGAGGUUUAAUUUCCAUCUCAAGGGCUCCUCAGUGAUGAGAGCAUUGUUCCAGCAGUUAAGGAGGGUGUGGGUCUCUCCAUCAGGUAAAGGGGUAGGUCCCUGGGGAACACCACCUUCUAACUCCCAGCUCUUUGACCUUAACUCUUCUGGAAAUUUCUUAGUGUCCAUUGGAAAUAGAGAUAAGCUGGGACUGCUGGAAAUGAGGAAAUAAGUGCCCUGACAGGGCUGUUUCCAUCUACCUUCUACAAGAAAAAUGGCUUAGUUAAGAUGUCAGAAGGAAUGCUUUUGUUGUAAAAAACAAAAAACAAAAACAAAAACCAAAAAACAAACCAGAAGGACCUUCUAGAGAUUGUUUGUUUUUUUUUUUUAACGUUUAUUUAUUUUUGAGACAGAGACAGAGCAUGAAUGGGGGAGGCUCAGAGAGAGGGAGAGAGGGCUUGAACUCACGGACCGUGAGAUCAUGACCUGAGCCGAAGUCGGCCGCUCAACCGACUGAGCCACCCAGGCGCCCCCUAGAGAUUGGUUUUGAUGAGCUAAGGGCUGAUAACAGGUAUGGAAUGGGGUAUAUUGUAGGAGGACAAAAACAUAGCUUCUACUUUUGAACAAAAAUCGCUAUGGCUUGUUAGUGUGAAGAUGGUAAAUGAAGAAAGUAGGAGUUUAAAGAUUUUAUUUGAAGUUAGGUUUAUGGCAUCAUUCAUGUUUAUAUUUACGAUGCUUUUAUAGCACUCCAGGCUCUUGAAGAGAAUUAGAAAGCUGCAGGAACGUUGAAGAGAAAAAAGUAGUCUGCAUUUCUAUUGUCCAAGGACAAUCAUUGUUAAUACUUUGGCAUUUUGGUGUAUUUCCUCAUCUUUUUUUCUUUCCCAAUAGAGUUGUAAAUAGAGGUCUUUUAGCAUGCACAGUUCAUCUGGUAGCUCGAAUGGAAUAUAAAUGUCAGUUGUGUAUUUUCUGCGAAGAGCAGCUUUUGGAAUACACUUGAGUUAGCUCUACACUUGAGAGCUCAUCACUGGAUUCUUACUUACUGCUGAGUCUUUUUACAUUGAGCCGGACAUGAAUAGGUCCUGAGAAAUAAUGAACCGAAGUCUACUUUUUGUUAGGCCUCUGCACUUGGGUUGACCAACUACAGAAAAUAGCUAUUUAACAGAUGGCUCUGCAGGUUGUGAGGUUUUCAGAUUUUCAAAAAGUGAAUAGCUUAUUAUGUGCAAUCAAGAAUCUUUGUUUGUUUUUUUCCCCCUGAUAACGCAGGGAAGUGGAAAGUUGACAUUCGGGAAUUAGGUCAUGGCUGUUACUUACCGUGGCAGUCAGAUCCUUGUUCUGCUUAGAUAGAAUUUGCCUGAUGGAACUGGAUCUAGGAUAUUAAACAUUAGUAUCCCAGUUAUCAAGUAAUCACUUAAGUCAGCGAUUCUUAUUUUAUUAGUGUUUGGUUGAAUGCAGACUUUUGAGAAAGCUUUUCUCCUUUUGAUGAUUAGGAUUACACUAUUAGCAUGUCAGUGACUAUAGUUAAGGUGUGUGGGAGAAGAGAUACCUGAAUCUGUUUGGUAACAGGCUACUUUUGGGGGGAAAUCUGCCUGUCCCUCUGAUUAGUGCCUACUACAUUCAUUAUGGAUCAGAGAUGUUCUGUUGGGGGACCUAAGCUCAAUGGUCAUCAAGCACAGACUUUCUAAAAAUACCGUAAUUUGUCCUGUUUAUUGGCUUUCUCAGGUGUGUAAAAACUACUCACCAGUUCCUCACGCUUCCGUGAGCCAGGGCCAUGUUGGGGGCUCUGAGAGUGGGGUAGAGUCUUCCUUGGCUCUUUAUCCCAUGGGGCUGGCAUGAGACCAUCUCUGAGGGACAGGUGAGGGCUGAAGCUUGCCCAACCGGAGCCCCUCUCAUAGCUCCUUUCCCCUAGAUGAGCUUGGAACCUUUCAUUGCCAGCUCUUGGCCUGGGUGCUCCCAUUCCAGCUGGCCAAAGAGAAUGCUCAGGCCAGGUUGGGAUGCUUAAUGGAUUUUACAUACUCCUACAGGCCAAAAAAAAAAAAAAAAAAAAAAAAAAAAGCCUCUAAAGGACUGAUUGUUUGAAUUGUUUCUUUCUGUGUAUGUUAAACCAGGUUUAAGACUAUUUUAUAAUCACAGUAUGUAAUCAGAGCAUAUAUAGUAUUUUUAGACCUAUUCCUUGUUUUAUACUUUAGAUAGGUUGUGCCAUCUUAGGGUGGUGUGCCCAGUGGCUGUGGGAGCAGUUAAUGUCCAUUGUUUGGGAGCGUUUUUAAGGCCUUUUGAAAUGGAGCUUUUGCACUUUAUACUAUUUUUGGGAACUAUGAGUUAUAUUUCAAUAUUAAAGCCAUAAGUGGCAUUUUCUGUGAAUGAAAA